Symbiodinium pilosum is the source of this 6933-nucleotide messenger RNA. NCBI's taxonomy places the organism in Eukaryota, Dinophyceae, Suessiales, Symbiodiniaceae. The record is from the annotation of a GenBank genome assembly.
AUGGGGACUCCGACUCGGACUGUGGAGGACCCCUCCUUUAUGAGAGGGGCUGAGUCGCCUGUUCUUCCGAGGCGAGGUGGAGCACCGGCCAGAGGUCAAGAUACUGCGGAGCCGGGGCAAGACAGCGGGACUGGACGCCGUUAUGUGGACUACAAAAUGGAGGCCGCCCCGAGUUGGGACGGCGAACAGCCGGAGGUGAAGUACAAAAAAUAUGCCCGGAACCUGAAGCUCUGGCUGAUCGAGGCGAGAGAGCGACUUCCUGGAGGACUUAUCGGCAAGAGGAUUAUCGAUGCCAUUCCUUAUGGCAGCCGCCUGGCGGCGAUUUUGGCCCACUUGACGGUGGACGAGAUUACCGAGGACACGGGCUUCGAGAAGAUUGUGUCCCUGAUCGAGGAGGCCCACGACUACCUCCGCGAUGCUAAGCUGGAACAGGCCUUCGACCAAGCCAUCUUCAAAGGCCGGCGGCGGCAGGACCAGUCCCUCAGCGGAUUCGUGGCCACCAAGAAGGCCGCCUUUGGGGAGCUCAAGAGACAAGGCCUGGAUCUUCUGAGCACGGAGGCGGGAAGUCACCUCCUUGGACACCUCUUGCUCAAGCAGGGCAACUUCAGCGAAGAUCAGCGGCAGCGAAUUAAGUUCUUGACAGAUGGCUCCAUCGAUUUCCCCAAGGUGGAGCGGGCCAUCCGGAAGCUCUUUGGCGAGACGGUCGACGAGCCCGGCGCCAGAAGCAAGACGUUCUGGCAAGACAGUGCCGGAGAUGGCUACGGUGACGACGAGGAAGAUGAACCGGCAAGCAGCUUCUGGCAAGACCUCGACGACCAAAGGCCAGACGGUGGUGUCUUUGAGGACCUGCUGGACCUGGACACCGAGACGGGCGAGGUUUACAUGGUCCUCGAGCACGCGGAGGCCGUCGAGUUCAUGGGCGACUACCUGGCCUGGACUAUGUACGAGGAACAGCCCCGAAGCACGAGCAGCUCCGGCCCGCCAAGCGGGAACCAGAGCAGGCCGACAACUGCCAUGUUCUUUGCAGAGCCACCUGUGGCGAGCACAGCGGGGUUUAUGUCCAUGAUUGCGGAGAAGCCGGGCCAGAAGCAGCUGCAAUACAUGCACGAGAGUGAUGUUAGCUCAGCUUACUUUGUUGCCAGCCAACUGCCGCCUGUGCCCCUGAAAUGUCAUGACUUCUUGUCGUACACCUUCGCCACUUCUUUGGAAGCACCAGGCCGGGCUUUGGUGGACACGGCGGCGCAACAUGGGUUGAUUGGCCGGGAAACCUUAGAAAAAUUGGACCAACACCUCUUGACCAACUUUGGCAUGAAGGUCCGGCAUUCGGGCGAGGAUGGGGGCACGGUUCGCGGUGUGUGUGGGGCAGAGGAGCGUACUCCAAUCGCCUAUGUUCCCAUCGGGAUUGGCGGCUGUUCGGGCCUCUUGCGAGUGCAGAUCGUUCCUGGACCAGUGCCAUGUUUGAUACCAGCAUACCUCUUGACAGACAUGGGCAGCAUCAUUGACAUGGUAGGCUUGACUCUAUUCCACACCACGCUUGGAGUGCGCUUCUUCUUGCGCUUGCGCUGGGUGGUGUGGACUCAAGCAGCCAAUGCUCUGAUGAUUGUGGCCCAGCAACCUCAGCUCCGCGACGUCCGUCGCCUGGCCGCAAGGCGCGAACGUCUGGAACGACAAGUUCUGGAGAUGCAGCAGAAGGAGGCAGAGCUGAUGGAGUCUUCGCGCAAGAGUGCCACUGGGAAGGUGCCAACGCUGAACACCAACGUCCUCGACGAGACGGGCCAGCUUCGACCGUUGGCCCAGCACCUUGGGCGAAGUCAGUACUUGGCGCCGGUGUUGCGGCAGUCUCCGACCUGCACUCACCCCAAGGCAAGCGACGGCUGCAACCGAGACUGGAGCUGGACGAAGUGCGAAGCAUGUGGGGCCAUCGAGCAGAUCCCCAAGCUGACGCCGGACCGCAUGACCGAGUGGAACACCGUCCUGGUCUACCAGAGCAACUGCACCCCCACCGCCGACAACGACCACACCAUCGGCGGCUACUUCCCGGACGGGGACUACCAGUCCGGCACGACCGAGCUCAACCCCAACGUUUGGAGAACACUUGCGGCGGACAGCGUCUUCGGCACGAUUAACGGCAAGAGCAGCAGCGGCGAGUACGGCAAAGGCGAGCGGCCAGCGCUCGGAAGGACCGAUGCUCCCAACUAUGGCGGUGGAGCCGCCACUACAUCCCCCUCGUCUCGGCCGAGAUGCGGCGAUGGAGGUGGACCAGCAAGAGUACGAGAUUGGCGCCCCAGACAGCCAAGCGAUUCCUCCACCGACAUCGGCUGGGGAUUGGGAGCACGACAGGGAGAUGAUGGAAGAUGCGCUGAAUCUUCUGAUGCCAGGGGCGGCACCGACGAGGAGCUGCGCGAGAUGUUCAGAGGGGGAGCUGGUGCUGAACUGGCACGAGGAGAGGCAGCGAUACCUCUGGAUAUGUCGAGGGGCGACCCGGACUGCGAGUUCGUGUGGACGGACAAGAUUGAGCUGAACUCGGUGAUUGCAGCGUUCGAGGUGAAGCUUUGCUUUCAGUGCCAGGCCGAGGCCCUGAAGCCACACCAGCUUCGAGACCGGUGGGCGUGGAAGUGCCCGAGCUGUCACGACCAGACCUUGAUGUCUGAGUGGGACGGACGCACCAAUGGAUGGCACUUGGGAGCGGCCUGGAGGAGGAGCAUCGAGAGCUUGGAGAUGCUGGCUACUCUGGUCAAGCCGGCCAACAGCUACGUUUGGGCCUUUACGGGCCGGACUGUACCCAGAACCAAGAAUGCGGUGGCGAAGUCACCCCGAGCAGCGCGGGUGAUCUUUAACGUUGACGAGGGUGAUGUGAAUGUGCUGGACAUUGCAAAGACGCAUGCUGUUGACUACAACCUGGGUGAUGAAGAGGUUACCGUGUUUGCGGUGCAAGAGUUUAAGGCCGACUUUGUGGAGGAGUUGGACGACGUGCGACAUGACGCGAUCGAGGUCACUCUGGACAAGAAUGCCAAGAAAGAAUUGCUGGCGAACUUGAGCCAACUGAGUGGAGGCCAGGACGACGAGCUCUACUGGGACGCCUGCCUUCGUGAACAUGCGGAACUUCAGGUGGAUGUCUUCCGGGAAGAGGGCGAAAAAGCAGGAGCAGGACCAGACUCACCAGCACUACAUGGACUACCAGCAGACCAUCGCAACCACCAGGGCCAUGACUCAGCAGCACUACCUGGACUACCAGCAGACCAUCACAACCACCAGGGCCAGACGACACCGGGGUGCCGGACAGGUAUCGGACAGGCCAGAAGGCACCAAAAGCCACCACAACUUCCAGAACCUGAGGAUCUGAAUGACCGAUGUCGAUCCCUCCGGAAAACAGGGUCGAGAGCCAAAUGGGAGUGUGAGCAGGGUUUCUUGACCAUGCUUUGCGUAGACCCACUUCGAGUUCCAUUGCACGAGGUCGGACCGGGGCAUCGCAACCUGCGAUGGACUGCCAUUCGUGAUGGUAACGCCUGGCGAUGGACCGAGAAAGCUCAGACAGGCAAGCUUGACAGCCGAAUCAUGGAUGCUGAGGCGGUUUUGGUUUACUAUGGAUGGGACCAGUCGGGCCUUGGACCACGACCGGAAGGUGACCACGACAUCUUUGCGGGCCACCCUGGACGAGCUGAGUUUGUCAGGCUUCUUAAGGCAGCUGGAUGUCGAGCAGAAAUCAUACAAUAUGUGCAGCGCGAGUUCAAGUGUGCCGGCUGUGACCUUGAGCAAAGGCCACCUUCGAGAUUGCCGUCGGCAACCCCACGGACAUACGACUUCAACGUGGUCAUCGGCAUUGACGUGCUGUUCGUGCACGGCCUCGACAAGACCGAGCAUCCGGUGUUGAAUGUGACGUGCCUUGGCACCUUGUACUCGACCUUCGGCAUGAUUGAUCCUUUGCGCCGCUCGGCGAAGCUGACGCUCAAAGCCUUCGAGAGACUGUGGGUGAGAACGUUUGGGCCACCCGACUUCCUGAUGUACGACAUGGGUACUGAAUUCACAGGAAGUGACUUCCAGAGCGGCAUCGAGAGAAUGUGCAUCCAGCCGAUUGUCUGUGACCACGAGGCACCGUGGGAAAAUGGUGUGUGUGAAAGAAGAGGUGAUCUCUUCAAGAAAGUGUACUACAAGAGCAGGGAGAUAGCCCAGCCCCGGGACAUGGACGAAGUGGAGCUCUUGAUCUUCGAGUCGGCCUGGGCACUCCAAAUCAACAGGCGCUAUGAGUUGUCGGUGACCCAGGACAAGGCAUGGAACCGGGCAUCGGAGCUCCGAGAUGCUGCAAGAAAGGCGCUGAUGGAACUCGAUGCCAAGGAGCGUCUCCAGCGGGCCAAUCGAUCAAGACCACGGAGACAGAGAGAGGGCCAGGUCUUCUCCGAGGGGCAACCCGUUGUUGUGUGGCGGCAGGGCCGCCGCGGCGCCCUUGCUAAAGUUGGACCCUGUUUUGUUGUCCUCCAACGUGGCUCGACAGUCUGGGUCACAAGGCGUGGAGAAUUGUGGAAGUGUGAUGCUUCGCAAGUCUUCGCAAUGGGGCCACUGGAGGUCCAAGGAUUGGAAGUCAUUCCAAGGGACUUACUGAUGGCAAAAGAGCGGCUCAGGUUUGACAGCGAAAAGCUUGGCUUUGUUGACGUGACGCAGGAGAACCAGCAUGAUGAGAACGAGGUUCACGAAGAGUCGGACCGCGAACAACCGGAGCGACCACGACAACCUGGACAUCAUGAACUACCACGAGGCAAUGACGACAUCGCCGACCUGCCCUCCGAUGUGGGAGACUACUCACCUGAUGAGGUCCAAGAACCACAACAUGAACAACCAGCGGGAGCACCGAGCUUAAAGCCAACAUCCCGAGAACCACCACAUGAACCACCACCACCGCCGAGCAUCAAGCCAACAUCCCGAGAACCACCACAGGAACCACCACCGGGAGCACCGAGCGUGAAGCCAACAUCCCGAGUGACACCACCAAUGCCACCACGUUCUCAGCCUGCAACUUCGUCAACUGCCCUCACCACAACCAACAACAGACCCAUGUGGAACGAUGUCGUUCGGAGGCGGACCGUGAACUCGGACACGGGCGAAGUCAUCGCUGACGAGAGUUCGAUGGUGAUGAACGACCCCGGCAGCUAUCAAGGACUUUGCCGUCCGGUGAGCGAAGCAGCGCUAAGAGCAAACCCAGUGGAUGAGGACAAGCGGCUCUUUGACAAGGGGCUGAAGCGAGUGCACGACGGCGCCGGGCACCAAGGGCAUGCGCAACCCAAGCCCAAGAUUGGUGGCAUGUGGGUUGCCGAUGUGGUGACACCCUGGGGCGACAAGAGGAAAUACCCAGUUAUUGCCAACAGUCGGGACUUGAGUGUCUUUGGGAAGCUGGAAAAAUUCGACGUCCUCUACACCUACUCGGAAUUGCAUUCAGGAUGGAUCUGCCUCACCAAGAAGUCUGGUAAGGAAAUCCAGGAGCGGACGCUGAAUGCCAUGGAGAAGAAGAUGUUUGCAGAAGCGAAGCUGACCGAGAUUCAGAAUCUGGAAGGCUCGUCCGCCAUCUCCUUCGUCACCGACCCCGAGGAGAUCCAGAAGAUUAAGGCGACGUUCUCCCAGAGGAUUGUGCCAUCGAGAUUUAUCCUGACCAAGAAGCAACAAGAAGUUGGUCAGUCUUGGAAGGCAAAGGCAAGGUGGAUCCUGCUCGGACAUCGGGAUCCUGACGCUCAAGAGCUGGAGAGAUAUGCUCCGACGCCAGCGACUCCAACUGUGUACCUCACCUUCCAGUUGCUGAGCAGCAUGCGCUACAAGCUGGUCAUCAUGGAUGUGACCAUUGUUCGCGACCAUGCCCCCGAGCUGAUCAGGGUUCUUACGGCCGUCUAUGGGCUCGUCAACGCGCCCGCCAUUUGGCGGCGGACGGUGCGGAAAGUGCUAUCGGAGCUCGGCUACCUGGAAUCCACGUUCGACCCCUGCUUGUAUUAUUUGCCGUUCUUGGCAAAUGAAAGUUCGCAACUGAUGCGAGGCUGCGCAGGGUUGGUCCUUCUCGACGUGGACGAUUUUGUCCAGGGGGGAAACCCCAGACACGAGGAGCUGAUGGAAAAUCUCCGGAAGAGAUUUCGCUUCGGGAAGUGGAGAUCGAUCUACAAGUCAUCCGGCGAGUACCUCGGAAGAACCGUGUACCAGAAGGAGGACUUUGAGAUUCAGAUUUCCAUGGAGCGCUACAUCCAGGAGAAGUUGCGGCCGAUCGUGCUCCCCAAGGACAAGAUCAAAGACGAGGGGCGUGUCCUGGAUGGUAACGAGACAACUCUGGUUCGAGGAGCCGGAGGAUCGUUAUUAUGGAUGGGGCGAGAAGCCCGACCGGACAUGGGCGCUGCCUGCGCGAUGGCUAUGGCUUUUGGCAAGGACGGGCCGAAGGUUCAGAACGUCAAAUGGAUCAACAAGGCCAUCGCCGAACUGAAGGGCACGAGUGACACCAGGCUCCGUAUACUUCCAAUCCCUCUUGAGGAUGGCCUCUGGAUGGUCUUUUCAGACGCUUCCCUGGGCAAUGCCGAGAAGGACAAAAGCCAAGGUGGUUUUCUGCUCGCCUUCGUGGACAAGGAGAUCAUGGAUGGCAAAGUGGGUCGCUUGAGCAUCAACAGCUGGAAGUCGCAUCGGCUGCGACGAGCGGUGAAGGCGUCCCUUGGGUCGGAGGCUUUGGCACUGGAUGAUGGCCUGGCAGAACUCGAAUGGCUGAAGGCCCUCUACUGCGAGGUCGCGAUCCCUGGGACCUGUGUUAACGAUGGCUCCAGAUACGGAGAAGACGAGACCAUCGCGGAUCGUGAAGGACGAAGAGGAGGCCAUGGCUGCUACGGAUGCCAGGGCGCUCUACGACCUGUGGCACCGACGAUCCGGAGCUGCUGGACUCUGCCGACGUGCACAACUGGAUGUGGCGGUGAUGAGUAA